GCUUCAGACGGACCCACCCAGGUAAAAGGGUCUUGGCCGACUGAUGCCCAGCGCCGGGAGAGACCCAGGCCAGCUCCUCCCCGUCCCGCCCUACCUCCACCUCAUCCUCGGAAAGGGGCACAGGGGUAAAUAGCUGUGUGAAGAGUGGUGAGCAUGUCCUGGAGGAGUUGGAAACAGAAGGGGAGAGGCAGCUGAAAAGCCUCCUUCAGCAUCAACUUGAUACCUCUGUCUCCAUUGAGGAGUAGGUAUUGAUUUUGCAAACAGAUGUGUGUCUAAGAAAGAGAGUUUUGCUCCUGGUACUAUGUACAAGCCCUUUGGGAAGGAAGCAGCUGGGACUAUGACUUUGUCCCAGUUCCAGACACUGCAUGAGAAGGACCAGGAAACUGCUUCUCUUAGGGAACUAGGGCUCAAUGAAACAGAAAUCUUGAUCUGGAAGAGCCAUGUUUCAGGUGAAAAGAGGACAAGACUGAGGGCAACCCCGGAAGCAAUACAGAACCGUCUUCAAGAUAUUGAAGAAAGGAUCUCGGAGCGUCAGCGCAUCCUUUGCCUGCCACAGAGAUUUGCCAAGAGCAAACAGCUGACCCGGCGAGAAAUGGAAAUAGAAAAGUCUUUAUUUCAGGGAGCUGAUCGGCACUCCUUCCUCAAGGCUCUUUAUUACCAAGCAUACCACAAAAAGACAAGUGCAGACAAGUACAUGACCUCAAUGAAGAGGAAGAUAAAAUUAGGCACAAAAGAUGAACCCCAAAAGAAGAACAAAGGUGAUCCCAUGAACAACCUGGAAAGUUUUUACCAAGAGAUGAUAAUGAAAAAACGUCUUGAAGAGUUCCAACUUAUGAGAGGUGAACCCUUUGCUUCCCACUCACUGGUCUCAGCUACAUCAGUGGGAGAUAGUGGCACAGCUGAGAACCCGUCAUUACUCCAGGACAAGGGAAAACAGGCAGCACAGGGUAAAGGUCCCAGUCUCCAUGUGGCAAAAGUUAUUGAUAAUUCACCUGAGCAGUGUUGGACUGGGCCUAAGAAGCUGACGCAGCCAAUAGAAUUUGUCCCAGAAGAUGAGAUCCAGAGAAAUCGUUUGUCAGAGGAAGAGAUCCGAAAAAUUCCUAUGUUUUCUUCAUAUAAUCCAGGGGAGCCAAACAAGGUGUUAUACCUGAAGAACCUUAGCCCUCGGGUGACCGAAAGAGAUCUUGUCUCAUUGUUCGCUCGGUUCCAGGAGAAAAAAGGACCACCAAUUCAAUUCCGAAUGAUGACUGGACGAAUGAGGGGGCAGGCUUUUAUCACCUUUCCCAAUAAGGAGAUAGCAAGGCAAGCAUUAUAUCUAGUAAAUGGAUAUAAACUACGUGGGAAAAUACUGGUGAUAGAAUUUGGAAAGAACAAAAAGCAACGGUCAGACCUCCAGGCCGCUUCUCUCAUAUCAUCUGCUCCAGAUAACACAGCAGAAAUCAGUGGUAGCUAAAAGAUAUAUAGAUGGUGAGUCCCAGGAGGUCUUCCCUGCAUCAGAAUCUUGGAUCUAGAAUUUGUGUAUAGAUAGCAAUUUGUUUGGAUUUGAAGAAGAGAAACUAACUGAGGGAGAGAAAAACUAAGAUAAUCCCUCUCAGUUUCAGAAUGAAUUGGUAGAAAACAUAUUUUAUAAUCAAAGACAAUAUAGGACAGAUAUCUGCCAAGUAUGAAGCAUAGGGUACAAAGAGUAUCAUUUUCUCAGGAUAAAUUACAAAUGAUUAUUUCUAAGGAUUUUUUAAGAUCUUUAUAAUUUAUCUGGGGUCUUCAAUAUUUGUCUGUAAAGAUAACAUUCUUUCCAAGAUUGCCUCCUAUAUGCAGAACUAAAACACUAAUUAAAUGUUGAAAUACUUAUUUACUAGAGCUCAUUUAUCCCUAAUUAUAUCCACCUAGUAAAUAAAUGACCACCCCAGGCCUAAACAUCAACAAAUGCUGUUGAAUGAGAACUAUCAGCAGUGACAAUAUGUAUUUUCAUAAGUCAGUCCACAUAUUUAAUGAAUGCUUCCCCAUAAAGUUAUCAGUGUCUUCAAAAAGCUAUAUAUUUUUCUAAUGAAAGCAUUUAGGUCAAAAUACUGAUGUUCUCAUAGUCAUUUAAGCUAGCUACCAUUGAGUAAUCAUUGAAUUCAAAGCAAUAAACAUUGAAUGACUAUCUAAUAUAUAUUAUAUAUUAGGUAUAUGAAUUUUAGAAGAGGAACAUAUUAGCAAACAAUACUAAAGGAGGGUGGGGAGAAAGCAUUCUCUAGAAGAGAGCCACCCAUUCCCAAAUCCCCCGGUUUGUUUGUAGUUGAUUGAGAAUAGAAAGAAAAUACAUGGAUGAAGUAGUACAAACUUUGGAAUCAGACCUGUGUUUGAACUUAACAGCCACACUUAUCACUUCGUGACCUUGGCAAGUCACUUAAUCUGAGCCUCAGUUUUCUCAUCUAUAAAAUGAGGAUAAUAAUCCUACUUACCUCAUUGGGUUGUAAGUAUUAAAUGAGCUGAUAUUAUUUUGGCUGAAGAACAGGAAGGAAAAAAAUGAAGAAGGUUGAACAGAGAGUAGGACCAUUAAACACUCCAACAUGCUUGUAAUGAGAGGACCAGAAAAAGAGAAGAGAAAGAAAGAAGCAGAAAAAAUAUUCCAAUAAAUAAUGGAUGUCAAUGUCCCACAUCCAAGAAUUUCAACAAAUGCCAAGUAGGAUAAAGAAGAAAUCCACAGACACAUCAUAAUAAAAGUGCUAAAACUCAAAGACAGAGAAACUUGAAAGUAACAGGAGAAAAAUGAAGCAUCAUUUACAAGAGAACCCCAAUCAGAUUAACAGCUGACUUCUCAUCAGAAACAAUGGAGGUGGCAGUGGAAUAACAUAUUCAAAGUGCUCAAAGAAAACAACUGUCAGUAUAGAAUCCUAUAUCCAAUAAAGCUGUGUUUUAAAAAAUGAAGAUAAAAUGUAAGUCUUCCCACAUAAUCAUAAACUGUUGUUGCUGGCAGACCUGACUUACAGGAAACAUUAAAGGAAGUUCUUCAGGCAGAAAGCAGUGACCUCAGAUAAUAAUUUAAAUCUACAUAUAUAGGAAAGUAGCACAGGUAAAAGUAAUUGCAUAAUAAGAAGAGACAGUCUAAAUGCAUUUUUCUUCUCUUAAUUGAUUUAAAAAGUAAUUUUAUAAAGCAAUAUGUACAUAGUUGCAUUGUUGGGUUUAUAACAUAUAAAAAUGCAGUAUAUUUGCCAAUAAUAGGACAUAGGAGGUGGGUGGAGGCAAAGCUGUAUUGGACUAUAGAAAUGACUCCAGAUGGUAACUCAAAUCUACAGGAACAAGUGAAGAAAACAAGAAGUGGGAAAUAAGACAGUUAAUAUAAAAAAGCAUCAGAUAUUUAUUUGCUCUUCUUUCUUCUCUGAGCUUCUUUAAAACACAUAAAAUUAUACCAAGUAAUAAUUAUAACAGUGUAUUGUUGGGUUAAUAAUGUGUAGACAUAAUAUGUGUAACAAUAAUAGUACAAAAAAGUGGGGGAAGAAAUAAGUUUAUAUGGGAAUAAGUUGUUUAUAUAAUUGGAAUUAAGUUUGUAUUUAUCUGAAGCCAAUUCAGUUAAGAUUUGUAUGGUAAACCCUAGAGCAACCACUACGAAACUAACUUAAAAUAUAUAGUGAAAAUAUUAUUAAAAGAAAUUUAAAUUUCAUUAGAAAUUUAAUUUCAUUAAAAUUUCAUUAGAAAAUAUUCAGUACAAAAGGAUGAAUAGAGAAACAAAGACAAACUCCAGAGAUAUAUAGGAAACAAACAGUAAAAUGGCAGUCUUAAGUCCACCUAUAUUAAUAAUAACAAUAAAUAUGAAUGGAUUAAACCAAUCAAAGACAGAGAGUGUCAGACUGGGAAAAACAAGCAAGAUUCACCUCUAUGCUAUUUGUUGGAGUCACACUUUAUUUUUAAAGACACAAACAGAUUGAAGGUAAAAGGAUAGAAAAACAUAGCAGUCAAAUGGCAACUGUAAGAAAGCUGGAGUGGCUAUACUAAUAUCAGAUAAUAGACUUUAAAACAAAAAAUGUCAUUAGACAUAAAGAGUGACAUCUUAUAAUGAUAAGAGAAUCAACCCAUCAGAAAGAUAGAGCAAAAUUAUAUAUGCAUCUAACAGCAGAGCACCAAAAUACAUGAAUCAAAAACUGAAUUAAAUGAAGGGAAAAACCCACAAGUCUACAAUAAGAGUUGGGGUAUUCAGUAUCCCAUUUUCAUUAAUAGAACAAUGAGAUAAUAAACAAGGAAAUAGAAGACUUGAACAGUGCCAUAAUGAACUAGACCUUAAAGUGAUCUAUAAAACACUUUACCCAGCACGAAUGGAAUGCAUAUUCUUCUUAAGGGCACAUGAAAUAGUUCCAGAAUAGAUCAUAUCAUAGACCAUAAAACAAACCUCAGUAAAUUUAAGUGGACUGAAAUCAUGCAAGGUAUGUUUUCUGACUCCUUGGAAUAGAGUUAGAAAUCAAUAACAGAAAGUUGAAGGACUCAUAAACAUGAAUUAGACACACUUUUAAAUGACUGAUGGGUCAAAUAAAAAAUCACAAGGGAAAUUAGGAAGUCCUUUGAGAUGAAUGAAAAUGAAGACAUGACAUACCAAAAUGUGGGAUGCACCAAAAGCAAUGCUUGGAGAAAAAUUUAUAAAUACUAAUGCUUAUAUUUAACAAGAAGAAAGAUCACAUAUAAAUAACCUCAUUUUAUGCCUAAGACACUGGGAAAAGAGGAGCAAACUAAACUUAGAGUAAGCAGAAGGAAGAAAAUAAAAAAGAUUAGAUAAAUAAAUGACAGGGAAUACAAAAAGAGUAGAGAAUGUCAAUGAAACUAAUAGUUGGUUCUAUAAAAAAAGAUCAACAAAAGUGACAAACCUUUUGUUAGAUUGACCAGGGAAAAAAGAAGACUCAAAUUACUAGAAUCAGAAGUGAAGGAGGCAACAUUACUACCAACCUUCUAGAAAUAAAAAGUGUUAUGAAGGAGCCCAUGAACAAUUAUAUAACAAUAAAUUAGAUAACUUAGAUGAAAUGGAAAAUUUCCUAGAAACUGACAAACUACUGGAACCAAUGGAAAACAAAAUCUGAAAAUGUCUAUAACAAGUAAAGAGGUUAAUUAAUAACUCUUAAAAAUACCCACAAGAAAAAGCCUAGCCUCGAAUGGCUUCUCAGAUAAAUUCUAGCAAACAUUAAAGAAGAAUUAAUACAAAUUCUUUACAUACUCUUCCAAAAAGUAGAAGGAACACUUCUAAUAUAUGCUACAAACAUGAAAGAACCCUGAAAACAUGCUAAAUGAAAGAAGCCAGUAACAAAAGACUAUAUAAUUAUGUAAUUCCAUUUAUAUGAAGUGUCUAGAAUUGGUAAAUAUAUAGAGACAGUGGAUUAGUGGUUGCUCAGGGCUGGGGGUGAUAGCUGAAUUGUAUGAGGUUUCUUUAGAGGUUGAUUAAAAUGUUCUAAAAUUGACUGUGGUGAAAAUUGUACAACUCUAUGAAUAUACUAUGAAUAAUGAAUUGUAUACCUUAAAUAGGUGAAUUGUAUUUUUAUGAAUUAUAUCUCAGAGUCACCAAAAAAAGAAAUUGGAUACAACCCAACUGUCCAUCAAUAGGAAAAUGAAUAAUAAAUCAUGACACAUUCAUUUAGUGAAAUACUAUACAUCCAUUAAAAUAAUGGUGUAUUAUCUGUGAAUACAUUCUGAUCUGUAUGAUGUACAGAAUUUUGUAUUUAAAAAGCAAGAAAUGGUAUAAUGUGAAUGCAUUUUGUAAACAAAAGCAUUUGUAUAUGUAUGAUACAUGUGUAUAUAGGUAUUUCUGAAUAAAUUUAGGAAAAAGCUGGGAAAUAUAUAUACCAAAUUGUAAACCUUUUAGAAGUAGGAUUAGAUAGUCUGAAAGGGGACUUUUGCUUUAUAAAAUUUUUAAAGUGGUGUGAUUUGGGGCAAUUUUUACUUUUUUCAGUUUUUUUUAAUUAAAAAAAUUUUUUUUAAUACUCUACAAAUGAUUUGGCUUCCAGAAUAUUUGUCAGGCCUGCUCUGAGGAUAUCAUCUAACUGUACUCAGGACAAACUCCCAUUCCUUUGAUAUAGUGCUCACUUAGGAUUAACUCUUCAAUUUUAAAUAUAGUGUGAGGGGAGGAAGUAAGUUAUCCUGGUAUAACCUCUUGUACAUGUUACCCAGGGACAUACUUCUAAGCUGGACUUUUCAGAAGAAACUUAGUCCUGUUGAGUGGAAAAUCUCACUUCUGCCCUUUGCUAGACCUGCAGAUCACUAACAACAGAGGAAAAUAAAAAUGGAGGAUGUCCUUCAACUGGUGCAUAAACAAACUGUAGUAUGUCCAUACAAUAGAAUCCUACUCAGCAAUAAAAACUAUGAUGAACUGUGAUACAUGCAACAACUUGGAUGAAUCUCAAAUGCAUUUUGCUAAGUAAAAGAAGCCAAACUCAAAAGGCUACUUACAGUUUGAUUCCAUUUAUAUGAUAUUCUGGAAAAGGCAAAACUAUAGGAACAGAGAACAAAUCAGUGCAUGUCAGGGGUUAAAAAUGGCAGACUGAUUACAAAAUGGUAGCACAAGGAAUUUGUUUUAAUAAUGGAAAGUUUCUGUGUCUUGAUUAUAGUUACUUGAGUGUAUGCAUUUGUCAAAACUAGAAUUAUAUGCCAGAAAGGAUGAAUUUUACUAUAUGUGAAUUUUUAAAUAAAUGUAAUUUUUAAUGGAGAGAAGUCAUAAAGUAUUGUUCCUAUUCUGUGGUCUUUUAAUUACAUGGAAGACUUAAAGCCACUUAGCUACUAUUCCUUAUUUUCUGCACACAGGUCAGCAGAAAUCAUCAGUUAAAAACAUCUACAUAUACGUACACACACACCCCCACCAUAAAAAAGUCGAAAGACAAACUAGAAAAUAAUUUGCCAUGCACAAGGAGCUAAUUUCCUUAAUAUACAAUAUAUAUAAUUUUCUUAAUAUACAAAAGUCAAUAAUGCAAGAAAAAUAUGGGUAAAAAAGAAAAUUUAUAGAAACAAAUAUAAAUGGCUAAUAAACUAAGAUAAAUAUUCAGAGUAGUAAUAAAAAUUAGGACAAUGAGCUCUCUUUUUAAAAAAAAUUUAGAUUUUUAGGAAAGUUACAAAAAUAGCAAGAGUUACCAUAUAUCCUUCACCCAGCCUCUUUUAAUAUUAACACCUUAUAUAACCAUAGUUAUAAUUAUCAAAAACAGGAAAAUAAUACUACUACAGUACUAUUAAUUAACUCACAGACCUUAUUUGAUUUUUUCCACUUGUGCCACUAAUGUCUUUUUAUGAUCCAGGUGCAAAUCCAGUAUCCCACAUUGCAUUUAUUAUUUAUUGUAGUUAUUUUGUAGAAUGUCCCUAAUUAGGGUUUGUUUCAUGAUUUCCUAUGAUUAGACUGAGAUUAUAUGUUUUUGUUAAGAAUACCAGAGAAGUGAUGUGCCCCCCCCUUUUUUAUAGUUUCAGAGGUAGAAUUUAGUGUUCAUCAGUUGCAUUAACACGCAGUGCUCAUUACAUCAACUGCCCUCCUUAAUGCCCAUCACUCAAUUACCUCAUCCCCCAACCCACCUCCCCCCUCCAGCAAACCUCAGUUUGUUUCCUAGAGUUCAGCAUCUCUUAUGGUUUGCCUCCCUCUCAAUUUUCAUCUUAUUUUUCCUUCCCUUCCCCUAUGUUCAUCUGUUUUGUUUCUUAAAUUCCACAUAUGAGUGAAAUCAUAUGGUAUUUGUCUUCCUCGGACUAAUUUCACUUAGCAUAGUACCCUCUAGUUCCAUCCAUGUCGUUGCAAAUGGCAAGAUUUCAUUCUUUUUGAUGAGUAAUAUUCCAUUGUAUACCAGUUCUUUAUCCAUCCAUCUGUCGAUGGACAUCUGGGCUCUUUCCAAAUUUUGGCUAUUGUGGACAUUGCUGCUAUAAACAUUUGCAUGCAUGUGCCCCUUUAAGUCACUAUGUAUCCUUUGGAUAAAUACCUAGUAGUUCAGUUGCUGGGUUGUAGAGUAACUCUUAUUUUUAACUUUUUGGGGAAACUCCAUACUGUUUUCAAGAGUAGCUGCACCAGUUUGUAUGCCCACCAACAGUGUAAGAGAGGGUUCCCCAUUCUCUGCAUCUUCACCAACAUCUGUUGUUUCCUGAGUUGUUAAUUUUAGCCAUUUUGACAGGUGUGAAGUGGUAUCUCAUUGUGGUUUUGAUUUGUAUUUCUCUGAUGCCUAGUGAUGAGCAGUUUUUCAUGUGUCUGUUGGCCAGUUUUAUGUCUUCUUUGGAGAAAUGUCUGGUCAUGUCUACUGCCCAUUUCUUGACUGGAUUAUUUGUUCUUUGGGUAUUGAGUUUGAUAAGGUCUUUAUAGAUUGUGGAUACUAGCCCUUUAUCUUAUAAGACGUUUGCAAAUAUCUUCUCCCAUUCCGUAGGUUGCCUGUUAGUUUGUUGACUGUUUCCUUUGCUGUGCAAAAGCUGUUUAUCUUGGUGAAGCCCCAAUAGUUCAUUUUUGCUUUUGUUUCCUUUGCCUUUGGAGAUGUGCCUAGCAAGAACUUACUGCAGCUGAGGUAAAAAAUAAAAUGUUGCUGCCUGUGUUCUCCUCUAGGAUUUUGAUGGAUUCAUAUUUAGGUCUUUCACCCAUUUUGGGUUUAUUUUUGUGUAUGGGUUAAGGAAGUGGUCCAGUUUCAUUCUUCUACAUGUGGCUAUCCAAUUUUCCCAACACCGUUUGUUGAAGAGACUGUCUUUUUUCCAUUGGAUAUUCUUUCCUGCUUUGUUGAAGAUUAGUUGACCAUAGAGUUGAGGGUCCAUCUCUGAGUUCUCUAUUCUGUUCCAUUGAUGUAUUUGUUUUUGUGCCAGUGCCAUAUUGUCUUGAAGAUUACAGCUUUGUAAUACAGCUUGAAGUCCAGAAUUGUGAUGCCUCCCCAGCUUUGCUUUCCUUUUACAACAUUCCUUUGGCUAUUCAGGGACUUUUCUGGUUCCAUACAAAUUUUAGCAUUGUUUAUUGCAGCUCUGUGAAAAAUGUUGAUGGAAUUUUGAUAGGGAUUACAUUGAAUAUGUAGAUUGCUUUGGGUAGCAUACACCUUUUAACAAUAUUUUUUCUUCCAAUCCAUGAGCAUGGAAUGUUUUUCCAUUUCUUUGUCUUCCUCAAUUUCAUUCAUAAUUGUUCUAUAGUUUUCAAAGUACAAAUCUUUUACCUCUUUGAUUAGGUUUAUUCCUAGGUAUCUUAGGGUUUUGGUGCAAUUGUAAAUGGAAUAGAUUCCUCGAUUUCUCUUUCUUCUGCCUCAUUGUUAGUGUAUUGAAAUGCAACCGACUUCUAUGCAUUGAUUUUAUAUCCUGCAAUGGCUGAAUUCCUGUAUCAGUUCUAGCGAUUUUUUGCUGGAGUCCUUUGGAUUUUCUACAUAGAGUAUCAUGUCAUCUUUGAAGAGUGAAGGUUUGACUUCUUAUGCUGAUUUGUAUGCCUUUUAUUUCUUUUUGUUGUUUGAUUGCUGAAGCUAGUAAUUCCAGUACUGCGUUGAGCAACAGUGGUGAGGGUGGACAUCCCUGUCGUGUUCCUGACCUUAAUCCCACUUGGUCAUGGUGAAUAAUACUUUUAAUGUACUGUUGGAUCCUAUUGGCUAGUAUUUUGAUGAGAAUUUUUGCAUCCAUGUUCAUCAGGGAUAAUGGCCUAUAAUUCUCCUUUAUAGUGGGGUCUUUGUCUGGUUUUCGAAUCAAGAUAAUGCUGGCCUCAUAGAAGGAGUUUAGAAGUUUUCUUUCCAUUUCUAUUUUUUGGAACAACUUGAGAAGAAUAGGUAUUAACUCUUCUUUAAAUGUUUGGUAGAAUUCCCCUGGGAAGCCAUCUGGCCCUGGACUUUUGUUUGUUGGGAGAUUUUGGAUUACUGAUUUAAUUGCUUUGCUGGUUAUGGGUCUGUUCAAAUUUUCUAUUUCUUCCUGUUUCAGCUUUGGUAAUUUGUAUGUUUCUAGGAAUUUGUCCAUCUUUUCCAGAAUGCCCAGUUUGUUGGCAUAUAAUUGCUCAGAAUAUUCUCUUAUAAUUGUGUUUCUGUGGUGUUGGUUGUGAUCUCUCCUCUUUCAUUCGUGACUUUAUUUAUUUGGUUCCUUUCUCUUUUCGUUAUAAUAAGUCUGGCUUGGGGUUUAUCAAUUUUGUUAAUUCUUUCAAAGAACUAGCUCCUAGUUUCAUUGGUCUCUUCUACUGGUUUUUUUUUUUUUAUUUCUAUAUCAUUGAUUUCUGCUCUAUUCUUUAUUAUUUCUCUUCUCCUGCUGGAUUUAGGCUUUAUUUGCUGUUCUUUUCCCAGCUCCUUUAGGUGUAAGUUUAGGCUGCAUAUUUGAGACUUUUCUUGCUUCUUGAGAAAGGCCUGUAUUGCUAUAUACUUCUCUCUUAGGACCACUUUGCUGUAUCCCAAAGGUUCUGAACUGUCGUGUUUUCAUUUUCACUUUUUUUCCAUGUAGUUUUUCAAAUUCUUUUAUUUCCUGCUUGACCCAAUCAUUCUUUAAUAGAAUGCUUUUUAACCUCCAUGUAUUUGUGUUCCUUCCAAAUUUUUCUUGUGUUUGACAUCAAGUUUUCAAGCAUUGUGGUCUGAAAAUAUGCAUGGUAUAAUCUUAAUUUUUUAUACUAGUUGAGACCUGAUUUGUGACCUAGGAUGUGAUCUAUUCUGGAGAAUGUUCCAUGUGCACUCAAGAAGAAUGUGUAUUCUGCUGCUUUAGGAUGAAAUGCUCUGAAUAUAUCUGUGAAGUCUAUCUGGUCCAAUGUGUUAUUCAAAGCCAUCCUUUCCUUGUUGAUCUUCUGCUUAGAUGAUUUGCUGUGAGUGGGGUGUUAAAAUCCCCUACUAUUAUUGUAGUAUUAUCAAUGAGUUUCUUUAAUUUUGUUAUUAAUUCCUUUAUAUAUUUGGCUGCUCCCAAGUUGGGGCAUAAGUAUUUACAAUUGUUAGACCUUCUCGUUGGAUAGAGCCCUUUAUUAUGAUAUAGUGUUCUUCUUCAUCUCUUAUUACAGUCUUUGUUUUAAAAUCUAGUUUGUCUGAUGUUGGUACGGCUACUCCAGCUUUCUUUUGAUUUCCAUUAGCAUGAUAGAUGGUUCUCCACUGCUCACUUUCAAUCUGGAGGUGUCUUUGUGUCAAAAAAGAGUCUUUUUAAAGCAGCAUAUGGAUGGGUCUUGUUUUUUAUCCAUUCUGAUACCCUAUGUCUUUUUAUUGGAGCAUUUAGUCCAUUUACAUUCAGAAUAAUUAUUUAAGGAUAGGAAUUUAGUGCCUUUGUAUUACCUGUAGAGUCACUGUUUCUAUAGAUUGUUCCUUUCUGGUCUUUGUUAUUUUUGGGCUCUCUCUUUGCUCAAAGGAUCCCCUUUAAUAUUUCUUGCAGGGCUGAUUUAGUGUUCACAAAUUCCUUUAGUUUUUGUCCUAGAUAUUAUCUCUCCUUCUAUUCUGAAUGACAGCCUUGCUGGAUAAAGUAUUCUUGGCUGCAUAUUUUUCCCAUUUAGCAUGUUGAAUAUAUCAUGCCAGUCCUUUCUGGGUGCCAGGUCUCUAUGGACAGGUCUGCUGCAAGACUCAUUUUUCUACCCUUGUAACAGGUUAAGGAUCUCUUGUCCCAAGCUGCUUUCAAGAUUCUUUCUUUAUCUUUGAAAUUUGCAAGCUUCACUAUUAUAUGUCGAGG
Messenger RNA from Mirounga angustirostris (Northern elephant seal), 11544 nucleotides. It is a transcript of the gene RBM41, whose product is annotated as RNA binding motif protein 41. Gene Ontology annotation, molecular function: pre-mRNA intronic binding; U12 snRNA binding. Gene Ontology annotation, biological process: mRNA splicing, via spliceosome. Gene Ontology annotation, cellular component: U12-type spliceosomal complex. The record is from RefSeq and is a predicted model, not a curated record. Bases 302 to 1453 code for a protein of 383 amino acids. NCBI's taxonomy places the organism in Eukaryota, Metazoa, Chordata, Mammalia, Carnivora, Phocidae. The transcript has 8 exons.